GCUCGAAGCUUCAGCCGUCGGCCGACAGCGCCUCCGACAGCCAGGCGCCGAUGGAGGACUCGACCCGCGACGGCGACAGCGCCCCAGCGCGGGCAUGCGCCCGGGGAUGUCGGUUGCCGUCGCGGCCAACGACUCCGUGCUCUGGCUGGAUGACCCCGAGUCCAUGCGCGAGAAGCAGCGCAGCCUCAGGGCGGCCCGGGACGCGCUCAAGCGCGAGGGGCUUGCGCUCCGCGCCGAGCUGCGGGGCAGAGAGGCGCAGAGCCUGAUGAAGGACGGCCUGCUGCACGAGAAUGCUGUCUACGCAGAUCUCGGGCCCCGGCAGCGGCGGCGAGAGGUUCGACCAGUUGCGGGAGGACCUGCAGGUGUGCCUGCAGCUGAAGCGCGCGGUGCACGAGGCGCGGGGCUGCCUCGACGGCGUUGAGCAGAGGGAGGCGGAUUGCAAGGAGGAGCUCAAGGGCGGCGCCGACAAAGUCAGAGACCUGGAGAGAGCCAUCGAAGAGGCCAAGAAGCAUGCGAAGGCAAAGGCAGACGCGUGGGUGGAAGUCAACUCUGGUGACAAGGAAGGGACGACGGAGUGCUUCGCGCAGUCGCAGCGGGACCAGAGGGUGGCCGGGCGGCUGCAGGAGCCAGUUGCAGGAGGCGGAGAGUGGGGCCAGCAGGGCUCAGCAGGACAUGAACAGGACCCGAUAAGCAGGGACAUUGCCAAGCUCGAGGGCGAAACAAAAAGCGCGCGGGCCAAGAUGGACCAGCUGAAAGACAGACUCCAGGUGGCGUCAGCGCAAAUCGCCGAGCUGCCGGGGGCGCUGCAGGCCGAGGGCGAGCGGGCGCAGCUCGCCUCGGAGCGCAGGGCUCUCGAGGAGGACGGGGGGCUGACACACUUGGUGAAACUGGCGGCUCAGGGCCAGGGCCAGAUCCCGCCACUGGCAUCGCCAACUCUGGAGAAGCAGGCUGCGUCGCAGCCUCGAGAGCACCCCGAGAGGGGAUACAUGUUUCAGCCAAUCGUGUCGGCCGAGAAUUCGUGCCUAUUGGCCAAGAGCGCCGAUGCGAGCUGA
Messenger RNA from Prorocentrum cordatum, 1052 nucleotides. NCBI's taxonomy places the organism in Eukaryota, Dinophyceae, Prorocentrales, Prorocentraceae. The record is from the annotation of a GenBank genome assembly.